CAAGUCUGGGAGGGUUUCCUGGACAGAAGUCCCUGUGGCCGCUGCCUUAAGACGUGCAGGCUGGGCCGCGGCCGCCACUGCUCUCCGACCCAGGCCAGUGCAGCAGCAUGGAGCUGUGGGGGGCCUACCUGCUCCUCUGCCUCUUCUCCCUCCUGACCCAGGUCACCACCGAGCCGCCAACCCCCAAGGUCAAGAAGGCUGCAAACGUCAGGAAAGAUGUCGUGAGCCCAAAGAUGUUUGAGGAGCUUAAGAGCCAGCUGGACAACCUGGCCCAGGAGGUGGCCCUGCUGAAGGAACAACAGGCCCUGCAGACAGUCUGCCUGAAGGGCACCAAGGUGCACAUGAAGUGCUUCCUGGCCUUCACCCAGGCGAAGACCUUCCACGAGGCGAGCGAGGACUGCAUCUCACGCGGGGGCACGCUGGGCACCCCGCAGACGGGCUCGGAGAACGACGCCCUCUACGAGUACCUGCGCCAGAGCGUGGGCGCCGAGGCCGAGAUCUGGCUGGGCCUCAACGACAUGGCGGCCGAGGGCACCUGGGUGGACAUGACCGGCGGCCACAUCGCCUACAAGAACUGGGAGACGGAGAUCACGGCGCAGCCCGACGGCGGUAAGGUCGAGAACUGCGCCGCCCUGUCCGGCGCGGCCAACGGCAAGUGGUUCGACAAGCGCUGCCGGGACAAGCUGCCCUACAUCUGCCAGUUCGCCAUCGUGUAGCCAACGGCGGGCGAGGGAGGGGGGGGUGCGGGGACCGGGGCGCCCAGCCCGGAUCCCCGGUCGGUGGUGCAAAUAAAGUCGGUGCCUCUGGA
Messenger RNA from Acinonyx jubatus (cheetah), 808 nucleotides. RefSeq names its product C-type lectin domain family 3 member B (gene CLEC3B). Bases 108 to 716 code for a protein of 202 amino acids. Lineage: Eukaryota; Metazoa; Chordata; Mammalia; Carnivora; Felidae. The transcript is spliced from 3 exons. Gene Ontology annotation, biological process: bone mineralization; ossification. The record is from RefSeq and is a predicted model, not a curated record.